AUGGCAAUGGUGACAGUGUUAAUGUCGCCGUUACUAGCGACGACGUUGGCGGAGACACAGUACAAGGUGUAUUUCAAUAUAACUUACAAACAGGAGACAACCAAUGACACGCUGUGGUAUGAAAGCGACAAGGGGAGAUUCGUAGAUGGCGUUACGUCGACAAGGUUGGAACCUGUGACUGGUAUUGUCGUCCACGUUAAGACUGAUGGUUGCGACCAUUACAGUAUGGCAGCUCCAGGCGUGAAGUGGGUGGCUUUGGUAGCCCAUGGCCAGUGCCCAUUUUCAGGGAUGAGAGCCAAAGCUGAGGAAUACAAUGCCUCCGCCAUUGUUGUCUAUGGUAGCGGACCUGCCUGGAAGGAGAUGUAUGCCGUGGAACAUGACGAUAGCAGGAUUGUUGCUAUAUCUGUUCCUGAGAGCGACGGUGCUCACAUCGCCGACCUGGCAGACAAAGGGCUCACCGUUAUGAUGUACAUCGCUGUGAACAAAAUAAUAAGAAAAAAUGACACUCAUCAUAUUUCUGUCAAUAACGACAAAUACGUCGUCAACAAAACAUACGUGUCUGUCUCCUUCGCCGUGAUCAUCCUUCUGGCCAUCAUCGCUGCCGCGUGUCUGUUCAAGACCAAGGUUCAGCACCCACCACGUGUAUACUUUGAGAGGAGUGCCGAUUGGGAGGCAAUACCCGAACGAGAACGCAUGCGAAUUAUGCAUUAG
Molecule: messenger RNA, 711 nt
Organism: Haliotis rubra (blacklip abalone)
Lineage: Eukaryota; Metazoa; Mollusca; Gastropoda; Lepetellida; Haliotidae
Product: E3 ubiquitin-protein ligase RNF130-like
Exons: 2
Coding region: 1-711 (236 amino acids)
Source: RefSeq, a predicted model, not a curated record